UAUCGUUUUUUUUUUCUUUAUCUGGAAACAGUGUGAGAUAUGGAUUCAGGAUUCGUCCACAUCAUUCCUUCCUCAAGACAUGCAGGUGUCAUGGUAAGACUGAGAAUGAAAAGAGUUACGGCGAAUUCGAUGAAGAGAGAGAUAGUGAGUACACUUUUGUGAGUGCUUUAAGUAUGAAUGGAGGAGAUGGAGACAACAGUUACUCCACCAAUUCUCUUCUUCAGAGAAGAGUGCUAGCAAAGGCUAAGCCGGUUUUGGUUAAGAACACAAAGGAACUGAUGAUAGACUUGAACUUUCCUAAUUACAUUAAAGUAGCUGAUUUGGGUUGUUCUUCGGGACAAAACACGUUCUUGGCAAUGUCUGAAAUCAUCAACAUAAUCAAUGUGUUCUGUCAAAAGUGGAACCAGAACCCACCAGAAAUAGAUUGUUGUUUCAACGAUCUCCCUAAUAACGAUUUCAACACGACGUUCAAAUCCAUACAUUUAUUCAAAGAGAAGAACCUCACAAGUUUUGAAUCAUACUUCGUUUCUGGAGUCCCCGGUUCUUUCUACUCGAGGCUCUUCCCUCGUAAGAGUCUCCAUUUCGUACAUUCCUCUUAUGGUCUCCAUUGGCUCUCUAAGGUUCCUAAAGGACUUGAAAAGAACAAGACGAGUGUGUACAUCACAAAUUCAAGUCCUAUAAGUACAUACAAGGCUUACUCAAAUCAGUUCCAAAGAGAUUUCACGACAUUUCUUAAAUUGCGUUCUGAAGAGAUGAUUUCAAAUGGACGUAUGGUUCUCACUUUCAUCGGUAGAAACAAUAUGGAUAAUCCAUUGCAUAGAGAUUGUUGUCACUUUUGGACAUUACUAUCAAAAUCCCUUCGUGACCUAGUCAUCGAGGGUCUUGUGAGUGCUUCGAAGGUGGAUUCGUUCUACAUGCCGUUUUAUGAUCCUAGUGAAAAAGAAGUAAAAGAAAUCAUAGGGAAAGAGGGUUCCUUUGAAAUCAAAGAUUUAGAGACACAUGAAUACGAUAUUGGCCAUUGUAACCAAGACGAGGCAAAGAGGAGUAAAUCAGGGCAAAAUGAAGCCAAUUAUAUUAGAGCGGUGUGUGAACCAUUACUUGUGGCUCACUUUGGAGAUGCCACUAUCUACACAUUGUUUAACAAGUUCGCAUAUCAUGUGUCUCAACAUGCUGAUUGCAGAAACAAAACGACCGUUAGUCUAGUUCUUUCAUUGACUCGGAAAUAAGCUUUUCUCAUCUAAUAAAGUUUAUUCUUAGCGAUAUGUAGGCUUAUAUCUUGUAUAUUAUACUAUUUUGUUUAAAUUUGAAAUUAUAUUAAUCAACUAUUAUCUACAACAAUAAUUUGGGCUUAC
Molecule: messenger RNA, 1352 nt
Organism: Eutrema salsugineum
Lineage: Eukaryota; Viridiplantae; Streptophyta; Magnoliopsida; Brassicales; Brassicaceae
Product: salicylate/benzoate carboxyl methyltransferase
Exons: 5
Coding region: 174-1226 (350 amino acids)
Biological process (GO): methylation
Molecular function (GO): S-adenosylmethionine-dependent methyltransferase activity
Source: RefSeq, a predicted model, not a curated record